Molecule: messenger RNA, 5230 nt
Organism: Brassica napus (rape)
Lineage: Eukaryota; Viridiplantae; Streptophyta; Magnoliopsida; Brassicales; Brassicaceae
Product: protein GFS12-like
Exons: 16
Coding region: 149-5029 (1626 amino acids)
Biological process (GO): protein phosphorylation
Molecular function (GO): protein kinase activity; ATP binding; protein binding
Source: RefSeq, a predicted model, not a curated record
GUGCUUGGCCGCGUUUGAUUUGAGAAGGUCGCCGAGGUUUGGUCGAUCUUUCCUACAGAAAAAAAAAAUAUUGACGUCUCUCUCUCUUCAGAUCGGAAUCUCAUCGACAGGAAUAAGAAUGCGAGGAAGAUACUGAGAAAAAUAAAGGAUGCGAGGUGAAGUUUGCUUCGAUUGCCUCCAGCAACGGAUCAAGUCAGACUUCUCCGAUCAGAUCGUCUUCUCUUACGGCCUCUCCGAUUCUCCGCUUCCUUUCGGAUCCUCCGCCGUCGUUAAGGUUUCUGACUCUAGCGAGGAGGGAGUUUCUGCUUCUGAUUUUGAUUCUAGUUCAUCUCAGUUCGUUUUGGAGUAUCUCCGCAAGGAAGAACAUGGUUGCUUAGUCAAUUACGUUGAAGGACUUGGGAAUUCAAACGAUGAUGUUGACUGUGAUGAGAAUUUGAUUUGUUCACACUUUAAGGCUACGAACGGCAGAGAGUUAGGCUUAGGCACAGAGGACAUCUCUUGCGAGUCUUCAGGUAGUUUUCCAAGCAGGAGAGCGUUGGCUGCACUUUUACCAAUUGCUCAGAUUAGCAAAUGUUGUUCUGCCUCUCAUCUUCAAAAGCUUGCUUUUAGUUUCCUUUCUGAGUGCCCGGAAGAUUAUAUUUUAGCCUCUCUAAAUCGCCUGAUUGGUGGAGAGUCAUCUGCACAAGAAACUGAAAGUUUCCUUCGUCUUCUUGGGUUACCGUUGUUAGAGGAGGAAAGCGAUCUUCCAGGUCUCAGGCAUCCAAAUCUGUCACCGGUCUUGGGGGUUCUGACAUCAUCUGAUUGUUUGGUCUCAGUGCUCCCCAAACCCCCGUUUACAUUGGAAAACAUUCUCUACUACAGUCCUAAUGCUUUAAAGUCAGAGUGGCACAGAAGUUUUAUUGUAUAUCAGCUGUUGUCUGCGCUAGCUCACUUGCAUGGGUUGGGGAUCCCCCAUGGGGAUAUUCGUCCAUCAAACAUUUUCUUGUCUGAAUCGUUGUGGAGUUGGUUAAAGAUCUAUAGCAAGCCUGAUUUAGGAUCUGGAGAUGCCAAUUCAUCUGCCUCAAGAAAAAGUUUGUGUGUAGAGGGUUGCUAUUAUUCUGGCCUUUAUGCUGAUCUUAAAAUUUCUUCACAUCUGGACUGGCAGACUAUCUUUGAUAAAUGGUGGAAGGGAGAGGCUAGCAAUUUUGAGUAUUUACUCUUCUUAAACAAACUAGCAGGCCGAAGGUGGGGAGACCACACAUUUCAUCCAGUAAUGCCAUGGGUCAUAGAUUUCAGCAAAAAACCUGAAAAAGAUAGUGACUCAGGCUGGCGGGAUUUAAGGAAAAGCAAAUGGAGAUUGGCAAAAGGAGAUGAGCAGUUAGAUUUUACCUAUUCGACAUUUGAGAUUCCGCAUCAUGUUUCAGAUGAAUGUCUGUCUGAGCUGGCUGUUUGCAGCUACAAAGCUAGGAGACUGCCACUGAGCGUCCUGCGUAAGGCAGUUCGAUCUGUGUACGAGCCUAAUGAGUAUCCCUCUGAUAUGCAAAGGCUUUAUGAUUGGACCCCUGACGAGUGCAUCCCUGAGUUUUACUGCGAUUCCCGCAUCUUCUGCUCUCUUCAUCCUAGUAUGUCUGAUUUGGCUGUACCUCCAUGGGCAAGCAGCCCCGAGGAGUUCAUUAGAUUGCAUCGAGAUGCUCUGGAAAGCCCCCAUGUUUCAUCUCGAUUACAUCAUUGGAUUGAUAUUACUUUUGGUUACAAAAUGUCGGGCCAGGCUGCUAUUACUGCAAAGAAUGUUAUGCUGUCUUCAUCUGAGCCAGCUGUACCAAGGUCGGUUGGACGCCGUCAGCUUUUUUUCCGGCCUCACCCGGUGCGCCUGCGUUUUUCCCGCGAGAAGGAACAAAGUAGAAAUGAACAAGAAAUGCAUACGUUUCAUGGCUUUGGGGUGGACAACAAGAGAUCCGUCAUCCUCGAAGCUGAUGAGUAUUUGGAAGAAACUGAAGAGGCAUCUGCAUUUUCUGAACAUGCAUCACAUCUAAGUCCUCAAUAUCACCUUUAUCAAAACUUGGAUGAGUCUCCUUUGCAUGAAUCUUCUAGUGAGAACACGAACAAAGCUGAUACUAGUCUUUCUGGAACUUCAAGAAACAAAGGCGUGCCAUCCGAUAUAUGUUUGAAUUAUCUUCUGGAGCAUAUAGACGUGCGAGACGAAGUUUCUAUAGAACCUCAGGAGUUGUUACUAUGGCGGCAAGAUUUCUGCCUAGGAAAGGCCAUCGCAGAGGAUAUUUUCUCUAUUGGCUGUGUCUUGGCGGAACUUUAUUUGAUGAGGCCGCUAUUUAACUCGGUGUCUCUGGCUACUUAUUUAGAAGGUGGUGACUUACCUGAAUUAAUCAAGGAACUUCCUCCUCUUACUAAAGUACUUGUUGAAGCUUGCAUUGAACGAGAUUGGCGAAGGAGGCCGUCAGCAAAGAGUCUUUUGAACUCUCCGUAUUUCUCAGCCACAGUGAAGUCAGCUUACUUGUUUGCUGCUCCACUUCACCUUUUGGCCAAAGGUGGAACACGCUUGUAUUAUGCUGCUAGUUUUGCCAAACAGGGGGCCUUAAAAGCAAUGGGAUCAUUUGUGGCAGAGAUGUGUGCUGCGUACUGCUUGCCACUGGUGACGACACUUCUAUCUGACAACGAGUGUGAAUGGGCUUAUGUACUUAUCAAAGAAUUCACAAAAUAUUUGACACCAGUGGCUGUGCAAAGACUUGUCUUGCCUUCUAUCCAGAAGAUCUUAUUGACGACAGGUUACUCGCAUUUGAAAGUUUCUCUUCUUCAAGAUUCGUUUGUGAGGGAACUAUGGACUCGAAUUGGAAAGAGAGUAUACCUUGAAAUGAUUCAUCCACUAGUCAUAUCAAACUUGUAUAAUUCUCCGGACAAGAUUUCGGCUUCUGCAGCUUCUGUGCUGCUGAUUGGUUCCAGCGAAGAGCUUGGCGCCCCUGUUACAGUCCAUCAGACUAUACUGCCUCUGAUUAAUUACUUCGGAAAAGGAAUACGUACUGAUGGGAUUGAGGUGCUGGUUAGAAUUGGGAGACUGUUGGGCGUGAACUACAUUGUCAAACAAAUGAUGCCAUUGCUUGAACAUGUUGUUUGCUUCUGUAUCGAUCUUUCUUCUAUGAAAAAACCAGAGCCUGUCCAUAGUUGGUGUUCUUUAGCACUGACUGAUUGCCUAAUCACACUCGAUGGUCUAGUUGCUCUUAUACCAGACGAGUUGCUCAUACAUGAACUAACCAAAGGUCGGUUGUGCCUACACGUAAGAGUACUUAUGCAGAAAAACCUAGAGUUGCGAGUCCUUCAGUUUGCUGCAACUUCCCUGAUGUCAAUUUGCCAGCGGAUUGGACAAGAGUUGACUGCAUUGCAUGUUCUACCGCAGUUGAAGGAGCUUUUCGAUGAAUUUGCUUUCUCUGAGAAGAGUACUGAUGUAUCUGACUCUUUAAACUGGAAGAUCAGAACUACAGAAAGAAAUUCCCAUCCAGAAUCUCCAAUCAAAAGCCGUAUGGAUCUUGUGUUGCUUCUGUAUCCUUCUUUCGCCUCACUUCUUGGUAUGGAGAAAUUACGUCAGGGCUGUCCAACCUGGCUACUACUCGAGCAAUAUCUGCUAAAGCAUCAUAACUGGAAGUGGGAAUACACAGGACGAUCCUCUCGAUAUAAUAUGGAAACCAAGCCUGUGCUAAGCAAGGGCCCUGCGUCUAAGCACACUCCUAAGACAUUGCUUAAUGGAUCUGGACGGGUAGUUCCCCAGUCGCAGGGCUUAAGAAACUCCAAUCACUUAAAACCUCAUAUACAUGACCCAGUUGAAGGACAAGAAGAAGUCUUAAGCCCUUUGGUGCAUGAACCCUGGUCAUGGUUUCCUAGUCCAGUAGCUUGUUGGGAUGGACUUGACAUUGGACGUUUUGGAAACCCCAAAGAUGAGCAACGAUGGAAAAUUAGAGCAUCUGUUUUGUCUUCAGCUCAUGCCCAUCGCGGAGCUCUAAGAUCUUUAGUGGUUUCUGAAGAUGAGUGUACAGUUUUCACCUCAGGUAUUGAUCCAGGGUUCAAGGGAAGUGUUCAGAAGUGGGAACUAGCAAGCUUAAGCUGUGUCUCUGGUUAUCAUGCCCAUGAAGAGGUUGUUAAUGACAUCAGUAUUUUAUCUUCCACCGGAAAGAUAGCAUCUUGUGACGGAACAAUACAUGUGUGGAACAGCCAAACCGGGAAACUAAUACAUUUGUUCUCCGAGUCACCUGCGGAUCAAGAUCAAGAUCAAGCUUCCUCAUAUCUGUCAUCAAACAAUAAUUCCAAUCAGUCUAAUAGACAUGUGUCACAUGGGUUAUCAAAUGGGAUAUUCGAUGGAAACAUGUAUACAUGUAUGCAUUAUUUAGAGUACAUGGAUCAGCUUGUUGUCGGAACCGGAUCCGGAGCCCUCAGGUUUAUCGAUUUAGCAAGAGGCCAGAAGCUUCAACUUUGGAGUGGAGAAUCUUUUGAAUCUGGGUCUACUUCCCUCGUAUCUGCUCUUUGUUCAGGAGGAUCUCAUACUAAACAAGGAGACGGAGCAUCAGUAUCACCAUCUUGGAUUGCAGCUGGUUUUAGUUCUGGCCAGUGUAAGCUAUUUGACUUGAGGAAAGGUGGGGUUAUUUCCUCCUGGAGAGCUCAUGACGGAUAUGUGACCAAGUUAGCGGCACCUGAGAGCCAUUUACUUGUGUCCAGCUCUCUUGACAAAACCCUACGUAUCUGGGACUUGAGGAAGAGCUGGACACCAGAGCCUUUUGUUGUUAAAGGACACAACGACGGUGUUUCAGGUUUCUCCAUCUGGGGCAAAGACGUUAUCUCCAUCUCAAGAAACAACAUUGGGGUUUUCUCACUGUCAAAGUCUCAAGACGAGGACGAGCAGCAGCAGCAGCAGCGGAUUAUACCACAGAAACUGUAUAUGGCGGAAAAGGGAGGAAGAGUGAGGUCGGACUUAUCGACCAUUUGUGUUUUACCAUUCUCCAGGUUGUUCAUCGUUGGAGCACAUGAUGGUUACUUGAGAAUCUGUUGUUGAAUGAAACUACAAUGCGAAAUAUAUAUUUACCAUAUAAUGUUUUUUUACAAAUUAUGUUGCCUCUGUAAUUUUUUUUUUGUCUUCAAGGAGACGAAGAGUGUACUGGUUUGUCUAUACGGUGUAUGUUAUCUUCUCUGUUUUUACAAGAGAAACUGUUUGUAGUUCUUCUCUGCUAACAAAAACAAACAGUUUUUCUUCUUA